AUGGGAGAAAACUGACGCCCAGUUCCCACCGACCGCCCCCCCCCUCACACAAACCACCUCCUCCUCCUUCUUCCUCCUUCCUUCUCCCAACGCAUCUAUGGACCGUAACCCUAACACUGACCUUUAUCACUUCUCUUUCUCCAGAUCAUCUAUCAACUAGUACAAUUAUUCAAAAAAUUGAAGUAAUUGACACUCUUCUAAAGCCUCUCUUUGGGUGUUUGGAUCUCACCAUUUGCGUGAUUUUGUGAUUUUGAAACAAUUUCGAGUCUCUCGCUUGCUAACAGGGCAUUUUUCAUUUCUAUGUCUGUACAUAUACUGGAGAAAGCUACUUGCUUUAGCGGACUUGUCCUCAUUGUAUCAAUGCCUGACUCACACCACACAUAUCCUGGUCCCAGUUUGCUCAACUCCAUUUGCGGCCUGCUAAUAUAGGCAUGCAGCUACUUUGCUGCAGCUUGGAAACACCUCCUCCUUGGUGCUGACAUCAUAGAGGUGUUUUGCUAUUCAUUUUGUGCUACUUUACAAUGCACUGGAAUUAACCGCUUUCAUGUAUUCAUUAAUUAAUUGUUUUGGCAAAAAUGGUGUUUGGUAGAGUAGCAGAUAUAUUUAAUGCUGCAAUAGGUCGUUUGACAGCUGCUAAGUCUUCUUCUGCUCAGUAUAUAUCAACUGGAUCAUCACCGCCUCCAGUUGAAACCAUUGACCAUGGCUUUAGUUUUGCAAAUGCUGGCCGCAAGAAUAAUUUGAGACUUUCUUCGUCUCUUCAAGAUUUCUCAUCAUAUCGUCGACUUGAUCUUGAAGGAGGUGGGUAUAGCGUUGGAACUGAUAGGAAGCCACCUUUGUUGCAGAGAGAAAAUGCUGGCUCAAGUUUCUCAAAGGAGAAAGCAUUGCCUGCUGGAAACCCAUUUUUGCGGAGGAAGUGGGUGCGGUUUUUCAUGAUUCUUUUGUGCCUGUUACUGCUCGCUUUCUUAACUUAUCUGAUUACAAUGUAUAUUAUUUCAUAUUGGUCUCAAGGAGUUUCCAAGUUCUAUGUUGUUCUUGAUUGUGGAAGUACUGGCACUCGAGCCUAUGUAUAUCAGGCAUCAAUUGAUCACAAGAAAGAUGGUAAUCUGCCCAUUGUUCUUAAAUCAUUUACAGAGGGUCAUUCUAGAAAGUCAAAUGGACGGGCAUAUGACAGGAUGGAAACUGAGCCUGGGCUUCACAUGUUAGUACAUAAUAUUUCUGGAUUAAAGGCUGCUAUAAAUCCUCUUGUUCAGUGGGCUGAGAAGCAAAUCCCUGAGCAUGCACAUAAGGCUACCUCUCUUUUCCUUUAUGCUACAGCUGGGGUUCGCAGGCUGCCAACUACUGAUUCAAAUUGGCUUCUAGACAAUGCAUGGUCCAUACUGAAGAGUUCACCUUUCCUGUGCCAGAGAAAAUGGGUCAAGGUUAUCAGUGGAAUGGAUGAAGCUUACUAUGGAUGGAUAUCGCUUAAUUAUCAAACAGGUGUAUUGGGGAAUAGUCCCAAGAAAGUAACAUUCGGUGCACUUGACAUGGGCGGGUCAUCAUUACAGGUUACAUUUGAGAGCAAAGACCUUGGCCAUAAUGAGACUGACCUAAACCUUAGAAUUGGAGCUGCUUAUCAUCAUCUCACUGCCUAUUCUCUUGCGGGCUACGGCUUAAAUGACGCAUUUGACAAGUCUGUUGUUCAAAUUUUUAAAGGGCUCCCUACUACUGAUCUAGUCAAAAAAGGGAACAUAGAAAUCAAGCACCCCUGUUUGCAAUCCGGCUACAAGGAGCAAUACAUCUGUUCUCAGUGUGCUUCUGUUCUACAGAGUAGUGCCGGUCCUGUUGUUGUAGGAAGAAAUUCAGGUAAGGGAGUCAAGCCAGGAGUCCCUGUGCAGCUUAUUGGUGCUCCAAAUUGGCAAGAAUGCAGCGCACUGGCUAAAGUUGCUGUUAAUUUGUCUGAGUGGUCUAAUCAAAGUGCACCACUUGACUGUGAUUUGCAACCUUGUGCUCUACCUGAUAUUUAUCCCCGUCCUUAUGGCCAGUUUUAUGCCAUGUCUGGCUUUUUUGUGGUUUAUCGGUUUUUUAACCUGACUUCAGAAGCUUCACUUGAUGAUGUUUUGGAGAAGGGGCAAGAAUACUGUCAAAAGACAUGGGAAGCUGCAAAAAACAGUGUCCCUCCACAGCCUUUUAUUGAACAAUACUGCUUUAGGGCACCAUACAUAGUGUUACUGUUGAGAGAGGGUUUACACAUCACAGAUGACCACAUCAUUAUUGGCUCUGGAAGUAUUACUUGGACUCUUGGGGUUGCUCUCUUUCAAGCUGGGAAGGCAUUUUCACCUAGGUUGAGGCUUCCUAGCUAUGAAAUACUCCAGAUGAAGAUACAUCCAAUAGUUCUUAUUGUUGUUCUGGCUACAUCACUGGUUUUGCUGAUUUGCGCACUAUCAUGUCUUGGCAACUGGAUGCAGAGAUUUUUUCGAAGACCAUAUCUUCCGCUUUUCAGGCAUAACAGUGCAUCUGCUACAUCAGUACUAAGUAUCCCUUCUCCUUUCCGGUUCCAGCGUUGGAGUCCAAUUAGUUCUGGAGAUGGAAGAGUAAAGAUGCCACUGAGUCCAACAGUUGCUGGUGGCCAGCAAGGACCAUUUGGCUUGGCACAUGGUCUAAGUAGCAGUGGCAUCCAGCUCAUGGAAUCAUCCUUAUACCCAUCAACCAGUGGAGUAUCACAUAGUUAUUCUUCAAGUAGCUUAGGGCAGAUGAUGGAGAAUAAUAGCAUGGGUUCAUUCUGGUCUCCUCACAGAAGUCAGAUGCGUCUUCAAAGCAGGAGAUCGCAAUCUCGAGAAGACCUCAGUUCCUCUUUGGCUGAGGCACACUUGGUGAAGGUCUAGGGGGUUAGACUUCUGGAAGUUAUGGUAUAGUGACUUUCUUUUCUACGUUAUAAUUUUCACAGGGAAAAGGACUGCAAUAAUCUUUACUGAUGGAGGAAAAAGAAAAAGGGUAAAAAGAGGAGAGAGUUGGACGGGUGGGAUAGAUGGCACUGGUUUGAACAUCCUUUACCAAUGGUCUUAUUUAACAAUUCCAUUCUAGGGAUUCUUUUCUAGCACAUGUCUUUGGAUGAAAAUUAAAUUACUGAAUCUCAAUUUGUCGAGAAUUUUCAAAGCUGAGAAUACAUGUACAGGGGAGACCAAAUUUAUCAUCUUUAAUUCACAUUAGCAUACC
Ricinus communis (castor bean) is the source of this 3192-nucleotide messenger RNA. RefSeq names its product probable apyrase 7. The transcript is spliced from 3 exons. Gene Ontology annotation, molecular function: nucleoside diphosphate phosphatase activity. The record is from RefSeq and is a predicted model, not a curated record. Lineage: Eukaryota; Viridiplantae; Streptophyta; Magnoliopsida; Malpighiales; Euphorbiaceae. Gene Ontology annotation, biological process: nucleoside diphosphate catabolic process. Bases 576 to 2861 code for a protein of 761 amino acids. Gene Ontology annotation, cellular component: membrane.